AAAAUUUUAAAAUUCAAAUAAUUAUUGAUUGUGAAUUUGAAAAUAGAAUAAAUUAUGUAAGUAGCAUUAUCUUAAAAAAGGAAAAACAAUAAUUUAUUAUUUUAAAAUUUUAGUUUAUUUUACUUACUUAGUUUAAGAAUUUAUCAGAAAAAAAUUAAAAUAUUGGAAAUUUUUAGAACACAAAUGAAUAAAUUUGAGAAUAAAACAUUAAACAUUAGCGGAUAACAUAAAUAAAAGGGUUAUGAAUCUAAGAUUUGCCAUUUCCGACCCUUUUAUUUUCCUUUUACAAUUUUGACGAAAAUCUGGUCCAUUCCUCUUCGUUUUCCUUCAUAGAUUUCUAAUUAGGGCUCUGAUCACAUCCGUUUCUACAUUCAAUUUCAACAUCGUCUAACCAGCAGUUUAGCCAUGGUCUGCGAGAAGUGUGAAAAGAAGCUAUCGAAGGUGAUAGUGCCGGACAAGUGGAAAGAAGGUGCAAGCAACACACAAGAAAGCGGUGGCCGUAAAAUUAACGAAAACAAGCUCCUCUCCAAGAAGAAAAGGUGGACUCCUUAUGGAAACACCAAGUGCAUAAUUUGUAAGCAGCAGGUACAUCAGGAUGGGAAGUAUUGUCACACAUGUGCUUACAGCAAAGGGGUUUGUGCUAUGUGUGGGAAGCAAGUACUUGACACCAAGUUUUACAAACAGAGCAACGUGUAAUUAGUAGCCAGAAUUGAUAUUCAACUUGUAACUUUAUCAUCAGGGGUUAACGACAUGUACUUCGAUCCUGAUGUAAUUUUCAUCCCGGUAUCCAUCUAUAGUAAAUGACUAAUAGUUCCUUCAAUUUCCUGAUCCGACUUGAAGUGUAAUUCAACCCAGAAUUAACAUUUGUUUGUUUAAUGAGAUUUAUGUAUUAUAAAAUUCUACUUUCCUUUCCUUGCUAAUGCAGUUAUGACCUAAUCUUUUACCCGA
Cucumis melo (muskmelon) is the source of this 948-nucleotide messenger RNA. RefSeq lists its product as uncharacterized. The coding region runs from base 406 to 696 and encodes 96 amino acids. The record is from RefSeq and is a predicted model, not a curated record. Gene Ontology annotation, molecular function: microtubule binding. The transcript is spliced from 4 exons. Gene Ontology annotation, biological process: cytoplasmic microtubule organization. Lineage: Eukaryota; Viridiplantae; Streptophyta; Magnoliopsida; Cucurbitales; Cucurbitaceae.